Molecule: messenger RNA, 4240 nt
Organism: Strongylocentrotus purpuratus (purple sea urchin)
Lineage: Eukaryota; Metazoa; Echinodermata; Echinoidea; Camarodonta; Strongylocentrotidae
Product: sushi domain-containing protein 2
Exons: 18
Coding region: 168-3374 (1068 amino acids)
Biological process (GO): cell-matrix adhesion
Source: RefSeq, a predicted model, not a curated record
ACGAUCAGCAGAGCACAGACGAAAGGAGAAGACGAAGGAGAAGAAGAAGAAGAAGAAGAAGAAGAAGAAGAAGAAGAAGAAGAAAGACGCUAUAUUUUGAAGAUAACUGCAAAAGAUAGGCCUAUUGGACGGAUUCUAAAAUAUUGACAGACUUGUAACUCUCUGCGAUGAUUUGGAAAGUUGCUAUUUUCUUCUGCGUGGCUAUCAUCUUCGAUGUACCUCAGAAAUCAGAGGCAGAUCAAAGUCUGUUUUUCCCAUUUGGAUUGAAUGAAGGGGAUGAAUUCCUACCCGCCAACGAUGACGGUUCCACAGAAGAGCUACCAAUUUCCGUCGCCUUUCCUUUCUUCGAUCACGACCACACCAGUCUUUUUGUCAACAAUAACGGUGUCAUCUCGUUCUUGGCGGGAGUUAGUCAAUAUACCUCCGUACCGUUUCCACUCGCUGAUGGCCGACGACUUUUGACCCCAUUCUGGGCUGAUAUCGACACGCGUAAUGGCGGGACUCUAUCCUAUCGACAGGUCUUACGAUUCGCCCAAAACGACGGCAUGUUCCUCGAAGCCGAUGGAAUUAUACGAGCAUCAUUUGUUGAAAUGAGAGACUUUAUGUCGUCAUGGAUGUACAUCGCGACCUGGGACAGAGUGGCUUUCUUCGGUGCUUCUGAUACCUCCAUCAGAAAUUCCUUUCAAGCUGUGAUGGUGACGGAUGGUCGCUAUUCCUUCGCCAUCUUUAAUUACGGUGAUAUCAACUGGACAACGGGAACUGCCAGUGGUGGUGAUAGUGGUACUGGUCUUGGUGGAACCCCCGCUCAGGUUGGAUUCAACGCUGGUGACGGAGUGACCUCUUAUAGUGUCCCUGGAUCUCAGACAGCGGUCGUCGUCGAUAUCGAAACGACAUCGAACAUCGGUGUACCCGGAAGAUGGGUGUUUAGAACGGACAACUCAAACAUUGAAGGACUAGAAUGUACCACCUCUGGUGCAAUUUCCCUGUUCCCAUUGGUCGGUUCAAUGCUUGGUGGAACUCAGGUUCUUAUCAACGGACCAUGCUUCAAUUCAACCAACCUGAUUAUCUGUGACUUCGACGGAAUCGAGACUUCUGGAAGGCUUCUGGAAGACGAGAUCGCCCUGUGCGUUUCGCCGACUUUCUAUAAAGUUGGACGGAUUCCCCUGCGCGUGUCUCUAGACGAUGGAGUCACGUUCGAUUUUACAGGAUUUUUCACAAUUAUCAGUGUCGAGGACGUUCCUGACAAUGUAUUUUCCUCGGUAACGGAAAGCCACCAAAGAGAGUCCAACUUCGAGAUCACAUGGAACACAGAUGCCCUCGAAAGCGUGGACGAGGUUGACAUCGUUGUCUACGGCUACCAAGAAGACAAUGACGUGGAGUUUAGUGGACCUCUGAUCAUAGUGGCACAAAGUAUUAACUACCAUCUCGGUCACUACAGCGUUUCAGGGUUACCUGCCAUUGAGAUCCAUUUCGACGUCGGUGUUAUUGGCGUCCUGGAAUCUGGAGGUCAAGCGGAGGAUUCUACACAUGCUGCCCUCUGGAGCAAGGUCCAUGUUCUACAGUGGCACAACGGCGAUGACGUAACAUUUUGGUGCAAUGAUUGGAUUGGAAAAGAAAUUCGGUCUGAUCUUUCCUUUCUGUCCGCCACACACCCGUGCCCAUGUACACUUGACCAGGCCCAAAUCGACAUAGGGAGGUUUAGUCCGCAUCCGCUGUGUGAUAUUGACAUUUUGUCGCCUAGCAACUGCAUCCAUAAACCUGGAGCAAUACACUGCGUACGAGCCGACUCACCGAGCUCGCUAGGAGGGGGACAAGAGUGCUGCUAUGGGUUUGAUGGAAUGAUCAUCAAUGUAUUUGAUAAUCUGGGAGGGGGCUACAGUCAUCGAUACCACCAUGGGGGCAUCGUCCCAUAUGGAGAACCUCAUAAGGUUCCGUAUCUGUCGCACUUCCUCGUCGACAUCUUGCCGUGGACAUACUGCUGUACAUACGGUGGACCACAUAAUUCUGAGUGCAAUAUCUUUGGAUUGCAACGGCCUUCUCAGACUUGCAACAACUAUGUACCGCCUCCUCCAGCAUUGGGCAAUGGCGAUCCACAUAUUUCAACUCUUGACUCGACCACGUACACCUUCAACGGUCAUGGCGAAUUUACUAUGCUGAACGCACUGAAUGGUACCUUCAUCUUACAAGCAAGAGCGGCUCCUCUCGUUGGAGUUACUAAUGCAACUGUGUUUGUUGCCAUGGCAGCACGAUAUGGUGAUAGUGACGUAAUUCAUGUUCAAACGAAUGAACGCAGGGUUCUUGAUGCGUAUGUCCGACUAGCCGAGGAUGGACAAAACUUCACAAGGAUUGACUUUGAUCAGGCUUCUCGAUGGUCAUAUUCAGGGGUCUCGGUAACUGGUCGCAACAUUACCUCAGAUGGAAUCAUUGUAGUUUUCAACGGAGGGGUAGGACUGACGUUGAAAGCAUCAGAGGGAGCCAUGAGCAUUCUUCUUGUAGCUCCAGACUCCUUCAGAGGUCAGACGCAAGGCCUGAUGGGAACGUGGAACGGUAAUACCAGCGACGAUUUCCUCACUCCUCAGGGAUCUUUGCUCUCACCUAAUUUGACUACUGAGCAGUUGCACAACCAGUUCGGUCUACUAUGGGAAAUCGAUGCAGUAGAAUCGUUGUUCUAUUACGAACCGGGCAAGGACCACGAAUCUCAUACCGACCGCACUUACACUCCUGUCUUUGAGCCUGUCGCCAACCCUUCUGUCAACCAAAGCCUAGUGGUAGAGGUGUGCGGUACGAACCCGUUCUGUAUCUUCGACUACCAGACAACGGGAUCGCAGAGUUUUGCCCAGAAUUCCGUGAAGUCCCUCGUGCAGUAUCAGCAGGCAGUCGACAACAGAGUAUCGUUCGUGAGUUGCCCAACUCUUCCCGCCCCUGCUAAUGGAAGUGCCAUCGUGACGACCUACAUGGCAGGGGGCGUGGCUAGAUUCGUGUGCGAUGCCGGCUUCGACAUGAGUCACGUGGUCAACUUAACCUGCCAAUCAGAUGGUACAUGGAGUGAUGGCGAUAUCCCGACCUGCAUCAGUGAGGCAUCUGGACAGACAAUGUCAAUGACCAUGCCCUUGUUUGAGACUUCUCCGCAGUUGAUUACAAACAGAAAGAAGGACCCUACAUCAGGGACGCCACUUGGGCCAGUUCUUUCGACGCCCGCGGUCAUCGGAAUAUCUGUGGGAUCAGUCAUUCUGAUCGUUGUGAUCGUGCUUAUCGUCAGUGUGAUCUGCGGACCAAAGAAACGUCCGCCGUCGAGCGGGAAGGUAAGCUCUUCAACAGACCAGGCUGGAGAUCAUGAAAAUCCUACUUAUGACCAUGCUGAGGCUUGGCAGUAAACUUCAAUACAACGAGUUUAUCGACGCAUGAGGAGAGAGCUGCUGUUUCGAAAUCUCUCCAAAUGUAUGCAUGAGCGAAUAACCAAAUCGAAGCUUUUUCUGGGCUCUUUUACUUUUCAUAAUGUGUAUUGUUUUUAAAUCACAGAAAUCGCUAUUACUCAGACAUAAACGGCUUAAAUAUAUAUUUUACAAAGUUUACUAUUUUCCUUUAUGUGUAGUUUCGUCCUUUUAAAUUUUGCGAUUAAAAUCAAAUGCAAUUGUCAUUUAGGAAAUAGGUAGGACGGCGCAGUAUUCAUCAACAUAUUCCCAAUGAUACCAUUAUCUAUAACCAUUACACACGCAAUAAUUUAGAAUUAUGUUGUUGCAGUAUCUUACUAUUACUCUCAAUAAACUACUUUUAUGGAAAGUGGAUUUGUUUACCUCUCUCUGUAGCUGUUAUAUUCUGGUUUUUCUCGCGCUGCUUGCAUUCAUCCUUCUGAUAUUAGUUUCAUCUCUCAUUUUCCAAUCACGAGGUGGCAGUUGUACAUCUUACAGUGGUUUCAACGGUUAUUGAAUACCACUUGGGAAAUGAAAAACAUUCAAAGGAAACAAAAAGAAUGGAUCACGUUAAUAAAGAGUUCACUGGUACAAAGAUUACUUUCGUAAUUCUUGAAUAUAGACACAAACAUUUCCUGUUGGUUGGGUUUGGUGGGUGGGUGAGAAAAGAAACAAAGAGGCAAACAGAAUAACAAACGUUAAAUAAACUUCAGUUUAUUACAAGGCACAAAGGGAGAGGUCAUAACAUGAACGAAGAUUUAUAACAAAAUAAGAAUGGUUAAACAAAUACACUAAAUUGAUGACAGGAUUCCACACAAUACUUUUUUGAU